CAGUCUAAAACCACCUGUCCUCGAAGGUGGAGGCUCCGCUCUCUUUUAAGCGGAGUCUCGAGGACCGCCUAAUUUUUUUUCCCCAAGAUUCACCCCUCUCGAAGACCGGGAUGGAGCGGUUGAGGAGGAAACGGAAGAGGACCGACGGUCAGAAGAAAGUAUUGCUCUCCAUCGUCGAUCCCUGGGACGUGAGCGUGGCCAGUGUCGAUCCAGUCGGGUUGGCGGAACGACGGGGCGUCUCGUUGUCGAUUUUGGUGCCGCAAGAGGACGGAAACACGGUCCACACGGAACCUUCCACCCCCGCUAGAAUAGUCAAGAUCCCCUCGCCUUGGUACAAACCUGCGUACAGCAACGUUACCGACCGUUUUCCAAGCGGCCAAGUCUUCGAAACCUCGACCUCCCCCUCGCCCACUUGGGUGGAUCCUUGGCGCUCUUCCAGCAGGAGUUCCACUUGGGGAUCACAAUUGAACGAGAUAAAUCGCGCGAGGCGCAAAGUAAACGAUAAGUCCUUGUCGAACACGAUUCACUUGUUGAGCGUGACUCAUCUCGCUGGGAAUUAUAAUCCAACGGACGAGAAAGAGAAGCUGCUGGAACGAGAAACGAGCAAUUCCGGCGAGGAGAAGCGUAGCGCGUUAACCAAAGAGAACGAAACGCUCGGCCACGGUUAUUUCGAGGACGAGGAACUUGUGAACGUUGUGCAAGAUUUGGUGAUCUCGAGGUAUAGUCCUGUUUUGAGCGGUGGGCGAAGAUCGAUCAACAGGAGGACGCCAUGUUACGAAUCUCAAAAGGAAACGAGCGCAGUAGAAUUACUUUGGUCGGGCCCAUGAGCAAUUUCCACUCUUGGAUAGCGUUCUUCUUGCCCAAAACGUGGACGACUAUCGGGCCAGAGGCCAUGUACGCGACCAGAUAGGCGAAGUUCAGUUGGCCGUACUUGUCGGAGUAGAACUGGGACACCUGUUCCGGGGUGAGUUGGAGCCAACGGGUUUGAAAAAUUUCGAAUCCCUCCUCGAGCACCCGCCUCUCGAUCUCUUCCCUGUACACCAACGACUCCGGCUUAAUGAUCAUCAGGGUGCACUCGACGUCCACCCUCUCCUCCUCCAACUCCUCGUCCUCGAUGCAGGGCUCGUAAGGGAACGGGGGCUGCCAUUC
Messenger RNA from Apis florea (little honeybee), 1149 nucleotides. Its product is annotated as alpha-galactosidase MYORG. The record is from RefSeq and is a predicted model, not a curated record. Gene Ontology annotation, molecular function: hydrolase activity, hydrolyzing O-glycosyl compounds. NCBI's taxonomy places the organism in Eukaryota, Metazoa, Arthropoda, Insecta, Hymenoptera, Apidae. Gene Ontology annotation, biological process: carbohydrate metabolic process.